Messenger RNA from Paramuricea clavata, 1569 nucleotides. The record is from the annotation of a GenBank genome assembly. Lineage: Eukaryota; Metazoa; Cnidaria; Anthozoa; Malacalcyonacea; Plexauridae.
AUGGGAACAUUUCAUGCGACACAAUCUGCUGCAUUCCGCAGAAUGAACGAAGAAGAACGGAGAGGGCACCUUAAUAUUAAUUUAAUAGCAAACAGGAUCCUUAAAGCCCCAAGUGAUCUUCAUCAGCUAGAGUCUGUGAACAUGGUAAGCGAGAAACCGGAACCAGUGCUUUCCAAUGUCGUGAAGGAGUCCUGGUAUGCCCCUGACAGACAACUGAUAGAUGACGCAUCCAAAGUAGAUUUGGCAUGGAUUUUAUCCCGAAUGGCGCAACAGCGACCUGAAGUACAAACUAUUCCUGGAUGGACUGGUUUCAAUCAGGCACUGUCAAAGAGUGAUGAAAAACCAACUGUUGUUGGCCCACUUCCAAUUGUAAAUGCCCCAGCACAUGAAUUUGAGACUCUCUGGACAGUCAUAUUGAAAUGUCAGGCGAUGACACACUUACGGCACGGACUUUACAGCGUUAUCACUCUGGACGAAGCCCUUUAUUGUAAAGCAAAGAUGCUCCAGUGGUCAAAAUCUACUGAAUGCAAGAAUUUGGUCAUCAUGUUAGGAGGUUUCCACGCUCAAAUGACCUUCUCGAAAGUCAUAUCACUUAGUGAUAUCUGGGAAGAAAGUGGCGUUUUUGGCGAGACAACAGCGGAUAAUAUGCUGAAAGGAAAGAUUUGGAACUGUGUGAUACGCGCUCACAAGUUGACUUUCGAAGCCCUCUGGAGAGUGUUGUGGCCUCCGUUUGAAACCUGGUGUGAUGAAAAUAGCAAAGAUGCUAAUAGUUAUUCACAGCAACCGGCGAAACGACUGGCGGAAGAGUUUUUCUCUCAAGAUGAUGAAUCAAAGCAACUGGCUAAUAUCUCGGUUUUGGAAAACUUUACUAACAUUCCGGAAUUCUUUGAAGAAUUUGAUGCAUGGCACAAGGAUGAUGCGACAUUUUGCUUUUGGAGAACCUAUAUGCGACUGGUCUCCAUUCUACUCCGAUUCACGAGGGCGAUACGAGAAGGUAAUUGGGAUCUCUUUCUGUCGACAUUUUCUGAAAUGCUUCCCAGGUUUGCUGCAUUUGACCACGUGAACUAUUUCAGAUGGGAUACAGUCUUCCUUGCCGAUAUGAAGAUGUUACAACAAACCGCUCCCGAAGUGUAUCAGGGAUUCCAUGAAGGAGAUUUCGUUACCAAGGAGACUACGAAUGAAUUCAAUCAGAUCCCAGACGACCAAGCUCUGGAGCAUGUAAAUCGAGCUGGAAAAGUAGCUGGAGGCUUAGUUGGCAUAACAAGAUCAGACGCUGCACGAGAUCGCUGGUGCAUCACAUGCAACGAGAGAGCACAGCUUUCCGAAGAUAUCAAAGCCAUGUUUAAUGUCAUGAGGACGGAUGGAAGUGAUCACAAAGACACUGGUCGCAACAGGAUCAAACGCGAUGAAGAGGAUGUAGUUGAGCUGGUUGCACAAUUUGAGCGUUAUGACGUGUUUCGACAAACAACUGACCUGGUAGCUGUUACAACCGGUGAUGUAGCUUCAAAUGCUAUCAGGAACGAUCUGUUGCAGGCAAAAGAACGAGGAGAAGCGGCUGUUAAAACCUGA